CGAGAUGACAUCAACUUCCCAAGAAACCUCCGUAAUCUCAAGCCUCAAUCAGGUUCGUUUCUAAUCCUCUUCAUUUCAAUGUAAGUUCUAAGCAUUCAGAACUGUUCUGUAAUAUACGUGGGAGUGUAGGCAAAACGUAGUGUAGGGAUUUCGUUUGUUUUUCGCGCGCUUGGUAGCAGUAAUGCGUAUGCACGAGUUGUCGCCGUUUGACAAUAAGCUUUGAUUCGUUGUUGCAUUUGACGUUUGGUCAGUACUGCCAAAACUUUUGCCAUCAGUAGGGAAGAUAAUUUUCGUGUUACUUCUCCGAUAACAGUGGUGAAAAGGUUGCGUUAUAUUGGUCUUUCACUAUAUUAGAACGUGCCGUUUCAGUUCGGCUAGAAUCAAUUGCUGUCACAAUGGAAAUGGAUCCUUGGUUAACGAACGGAAACGAAUGUCAGUCUGUUAAGACAAGCAAGUUUGAAGACGAUUUUGUCCCAUGUGAGAAGCUACCUGACAGUGAGGAAUAUUUGGCUACCCUAGAAAGAAAAUUAGCAAAAUUGAAGGAACGGCAGAGCAAGAAAGAUUUAGUGGAGUCUUUAGAAGAAACCAGGAAAUCUUGUAUGCUGAGGUUGGUAACAGAAGGAACUUCAAUUGCUGGUGUGCAAGAAGAUUUGGAUUUGGACAUUCCAGUCAACAACUCUCAUGCUAGUAGCACGUUACUGAGACACAUUGCUCCAGAACGACAAGCAUUAACAUUAGGUGAACUAGUAGAAUUACUGAAAGCCGAUCAACUUUCAGAGAAAUUGGCAGAAGACAAUUCUGAUAUAGAAGUCAGUAGCGAAGACCCUCAGAAGUGAACAAACUUUGAAAUUCACAAUGGCUUCUAAAUAUUUAGGCCUGCCCACAUAUUGCAUAGUGACAGGUGCUAGUCAAGGCAUAGGAUCAAAAAUUGCUGUUGAACUUUCUCGAAAAUUUGCCAAAGGCUCACUUAUUGUACUUUUAGCAAGAUCCGUUGCUGGCCUUGAUAAAACCAAAGAUCUCAUUUCAAAAGCCAAUCCAGAUAUUGUUGUUUAUACUCAUUCAGUAGAUCUUUCAAAACCCAAUGCUGAGGAAUAUGAAUCAAUUAUUGAUAAGUCAUUACGUGAUUCAGAUCUUUCUGCUUCAAAAUUUGAUCUAGGUUCAAUUGUUCAUAAUGCAGGAUCUGUGGGAGAUAUAAAAGAAUAUUGUGCAGAUAUGUCAGAUCCAAAAAAGAUGGAGGAAUAUUUCUCUCUCAAUCUUUUUUCUGUUAUGUGUCUUACUUCAGUAUUUUUGAAAAUUUUCCCAAAAGAUGUCGUUAAAAACCGAUUAAUUAUUAAUAUUACUUCUUUAUGUGCUGUUAAGCCAUUUAAAAGUUUGGGCUAUUACUGCAUAGGAAAAGCAAGUAGAGAAAUGUUUUUUAAAGUCUUAGCUGAAGAAGAUAAUAAUUUGAAAGUUUUGAGUUACUCCCCAGGACCUGUUAAUACUGAUAUGAUUUCUCACAUUAUGCUUGAUAUAAGAGACCCUGACACCAAAGAUUUGUUCACAACAAUGAAAAAAUCUGAAUCGAUUCUUACUACAGAACAAACUGUACUUCGCUUAAUCAACAUUCUGGAAAAAGGCAACUUUGUAUCAGGUUGCAGAAUAGAUUAUUUUGAUUCCGAUUAAUAGAUGUGAUUUCAAAUUUCUCACAAAACGCAUGAAACUUUUCGUGUGAAGUAUAUAGGAACAAAAAAGCAUUGAAAAAAGGAUUUGAUUAAUAUGGAACAAAUGGUAAAAUUAUCAAUUAUGCUUGAAGUUAUGCUUUGAGAAAUAUAGAUCUGAUCAAAUAGUACGUGUGUAGAUUUUUAUGCUUAAUAUUUAUGUUUUAUAAUUGUUCUGUUUAGAAACCUUCACUGAUAUGAGUUUAUGAAUAUUCUCUCUUGCAUUCAGCAUAUUUUUAUUGAUCAUUUCAUAAGAACUUCAAGCAGAAGUGUAAUUGUUUCUAUUUUAUAUUGAUGAACAGGUUGAACAAAUAUUUCAAUAUGUUAGAUGUAUAUUUAGAAUUUUUUAUAUAACACGAGGUAUGAGAGAAUGGUUAUCUUUGUUUGUUCAAAUCUUCUGUUUCUUCAAAUAAAUAACUUUCUGAUUUUUACUGCUGUUAUAAUACAAUGUGGUUAAUAUAUAUUUGUAUCAGAUCCGAGGUGAUUUUUAUUUCAAUAUGUGAUCCUUUUACUUCAACGAUAACUUUUUUUGUAAUUCAAAGGGGGAAUUGAAUAUUCUGUGAAAGUGAUAAAGAACACGUAAAAUUCAUGACUGACUUCAGUUCAGGUUCUUACUUGACCUAGGCAUUGAGUCAAGUUCAGUUCAGAUUUAGACAAUGGAAUGCAUCGACUAUUAAAGAAUGAAUAUCUGGCUUUAUUGUACAUUUUGAUCAAUAACAUUAACGAAAGUUUGUGAUGCAAGAAGGGGUUCCACUACAGAGUGGCCAGGGGGGAAAAGAACAAACUUAAUAAAAUUGAUGAUGGUGAAGGAUACGUUUUUACAGAAAAUAAAUUCAAUUUCAAUUAUAUUUUUAUUUAAAAAAUAUUACCUGAAUAAAUAAAAAUUAUACAAAAGAACAUUAUUUAUUUAAAUUUAUUCAGCUUGAUUCAAAAUUCACAAUUUAAGAUGUUUGCUGAUGGUGAAAUACGAUGCAAUUGUGAGGAGUGCUGACAAUGACCCAUUCAACACAAAACAUUUCCCAGG
Gryllus bimaculatus (two-spotted cricket) is the source of this 2721-nucleotide messenger RNA. The record is from the annotation of a GenBank genome assembly. Lineage: Eukaryota; Metazoa; Arthropoda; Insecta; Orthoptera; Gryllidae.